Molecule: messenger RNA, 1518 nt
Organism: Penicillium verhagenii
Lineage: Eukaryota; Fungi; Ascomycota; Eurotiomycetes; Eurotiales; Aspergillaceae
Product: purine-cytosine permease family protein
Exons: 2
Coding region: 1-1518 (505 amino acids)
Biological process (GO): transmembrane transport
Cellular component (GO): fungal-type vacuole membrane; plasma membrane
Molecular function (GO): transmembrane transporter activity
Source: RefSeq, a predicted model, not a curated record
AUGAUGGACGUGGAGAAAUCUCCCGCUCAGCACGAUGAGCCCGCUAUGGUCGAAGCCGGUAUGAUGGAUGAGAUCUCCAAGUCCCAGAACUCCUUACAAAGAUGGGCAGCUCGUUUGGAACAGAAGUUCGGCGUGGAAGCACGAGGCAUCGAUCGUGUCCCGGAAGAACUGCGUGGCACUAAGACUUCGUUGAUGGACUACUGCCAAAUGGGUUUAGUCUGGUUUUCAGCAAAUUGCACCGUUUUAUCCAUCGCGAUAGGUCUGUUAGGGCCAACGGUCUUUGGAGUCGGCCUGAACGAUGGUUUAGUACUGUCAGCUUUUGCCACUAUGCUGGCCGCUCUAGUCGUUGGUUACAUCUCCACGUUUGGACCAGCCAGUGGAAAUCGAACAAUGGUCAUCAUUCGAUACACAAUGGGUUGGUGGCCCUCACGUAUCUGUGUUUUCCUCAACCUUGUUAUUAUGCUUGGGUGGGGCUUGAUCAACGUGCUUGUCGCUGGACAGAUUUUGACCGCAAUAAAUGGAGGUGGCAUGACGGUGAUAGUCGGAGUGAUUGUGGCUUCGAUAAUUUCACUGUUGGUUGUUGUCUUCGGCAUCAAGGCCUUUCACGCGUUUGAACGUUACGCAUGGGUGCCGCAGCUCAUGGUGAUGUUCAUCUUGAUUGGUCUAGUUGGUCCAUCAUUCGAGACAGAUAUGGUAACAACGGGCUCAAGUCAAGUGAAGAAUGCAGACCGAAUGAGCUUCUUCUUUCUGGUCAUCUCUGGAUCGCUGUCUUGGGCUCCCGCGGGUGCCGACUUCUACGUCUACUUCUCACCAAACGCCGUUCGGUGGAAGGUAUGUCUAUCGGCCACACUUGGCCUCGGACUCGCAACUGCAUUCACCACCAUGCUAGGCGUUGGCGUUGGGACUGCCAUUCCAACAAAUUCGCACUGGAAAGACGCAUAUGACGAGGAUAUCGGAACCCUCCUAGUCGAGCUAUUCCGUCCACUUAAUCAUUUCGGCAAUUUAUGCAGCGUGAUCCUAGCUAUAGGUCUGAUUGCAAAUAAUGUGGCCGGAACCUAUUCGGCCGCUCUGAGUUUCCAGCUCCUGGGACGAUGGUUUGCACAGGUCCCUCGCCUCAUCUGGACUGUAAUCGGCGUCAUAAUCUACACAGUGCUGGCCUGUGUCGGUCGUAACAGCUUCUAUGCUGUAUUCGAGGAUUUCUUGGCAUUGAUGGGAUACUGGGUCGCCAUCUGGGUCACGAUAACGCUUGAGGAAGAGUUCAUAUUCCGUCGAAAAAGCGGAUACGACUGGACGGCAUGGAAUAAUCCCAACCUAUUACCAAUUGGUCUCGCAGCUCUUGCUGCAUUUCUUGUCGGAUGGGUUGGGUCGAUUAUGGGGAUGUACCAGACCUAUUUCACUGGGCCUAUCGGUAAGCUUGUUGGGUAUGGAAUUGAUCUCGGCAUUCCAUUAGGUGUGAGCUGGAGCGGCUUGGUUUACCCGUUCUUGAGAUGGUUGGAGCUGAAAUAUAUUGGUCGUUAG